Molecule: messenger RNA, 1497 nt
Organism: Vigna radiata var. radiata (mung bean)
Lineage: Eukaryota; Viridiplantae; Streptophyta; Magnoliopsida; Fabales; Fabaceae
Product: cytochrome P450 71D9-like
Exons: 2
Coding region: 1-1497 (498 amino acids)
Molecular function (GO): heme binding; iron ion binding; oxidoreductase activity, acting on paired donors, with incorporation or reduction of molecular oxygen
Source: RefSeq, a predicted model, not a curated record
AUGGAUCUUCAAACCUUCUACUUCAUAUCCAUUCUCAUUUUUAUGUUUAUUGCACACAAAAUAAUAACCAAGAAAUCUGCCUCAACUCCAAAUUUGCCACCAGGGCCGUGGAGGCUACCAAUCAUAGGGAACAUACACAACCUCGUUGGCUCACUUCCCCAUCGUAGACUGAGAGAUUUAUCAGCAAAAUAUGGACCCUUGAUGCAUCUGAAGCUUGGAGAGGUUUGUACUAUUGUGGUUUCAUCUGCAGAGUGUGCUAAAGAAGUGUUAAAAACCCAUGAUCUUAUCUUUGCAUCAAGGCCUCCAAUACUAGCUUCAAAGAUAAUGUCUUAUGAUUCUAUGGGGAUUGCUUUUUCUCCUUAUGGUGAUUAUUGGAGACAGCUAAGGAAGAUUUGUGCGUUGGAGUUAUUAAGCUCGAAACGUGUCCAAUCUUUCCAGCCAAUCAGAGAGGAAGAGCUCACUAAAUUCAUCAAAAGCAUUGCUUCAAGAGAAGGGUCACCCAUCAAUCUCACCAAAGAAAUCCUUACAACAAUAUCUACAAUUGUUUCGAGGACAGCCCUUGGAAGCAAGUAUAGGGACCAUCAAAAGUUCAUAUCAGCUGUUAGGAAAGCCACAGAGGUCGCUGGAGGUUUUGACUUGGGAGAUUUGUACCCUUCUGCCGGAUGGCUUCAGAACAUCUCAGGGUUGAAGUCCAAGAUUGAACAGUAUCAUCAACAAACUGAUCAGAUAAUGCAAAGCAUCGUGGAUGAUCACAGAGAAGCUAAAUUAAGUGCUGCAAAAUGCCAGGGUGAACAAGUGGAGGAUGAUCUUGUAGAUGUGCUCAUGAAGGAGGAGUUUGGCCUAAGUGACAAUGGUAUCAAGGCGGUGAUUUUGGAUAUCUAUGGAGGGGGAAGUGAGACAUCAGCAACAACCAUAGAUUGGGCGAUGGCUGAAAUGAUGAAGAAUUCAAGAGUAAUGAAAAAAGCACAAGCUGAAGUUAGAAAGGUAUUCAACAUGAAAGGAAGGGUUGAUGAAAAUUGCAUCAAUGAACUCAAAUAUUUGAAACUAGUUGUGAAAGAGACCUUGAGAUUACACCCUCCAGUUCCUCUUUUGCUUCCAAGAGAAUGUGGUCAAACAUGUGAGAUACAUGGCUAUAACAUACCUGCCAAAAGCAAGGUCAUAGUCAAUGCUUGGGCAAUCGGAAGAGAUUCAAACUAUUGGACUGAACCAGUGAGGUUUCAUCCCGAGAGAUUCAUUGACAGCAGUAUUGACUACAAAGGGAAUAAUUUUGAGUACAUUCCUUUUGGAGCUGGAAGAAGGAUAUGCCCUGGAAUCACAUUUGCAUCCAGAGUUAUGGAACUGGCCCUUGCAAUGUUGCUGUAUCACUUUGAUUGGAAACUUCCAAGUGGAAUGAUAUGUGGAGAAUUGGACAUGAGUGAAGACUUUGGAAUCACAAUUAGAAGAAAGCAUGAUCAGCUCUUGGUUGCUUUUCCUUAUCUUCCUUUGCCUGUCUCAUGA